Puccinia triticina is the source of this 213-nucleotide messenger RNA. RefSeq lists its product as uncharacterized. NCBI's taxonomy places the organism in Eukaryota, Fungi, Basidiomycota, Pucciniomycetes, Pucciniales, Pucciniaceae. The record is from RefSeq and is a predicted model, not a curated record. The coding region runs from base 1 to 213 and encodes 70 amino acids. The transcript has 3 exons.
AUGGAUCGACUCCACAACAUAAAACCGCAACCACAUCAUAUCCGAUCGAAGCAAUUCCAUCGACCUGCCAGUUGGCUUUUACCGGCACCCCAACUACCCUUCAUAUCGACCUCAAGAGACUUCGACCUCGAACAAAUAAUUUCUUCUCAUCAUGUCGCCCGCCCGCUCGAGGUCCCCAUCUCCCUCCAAAAACCUAGCACAAGACGAUUCUAA